Molecule: messenger RNA, 3167 nt
Organism: Rattus norvegicus (Norway rat)
Lineage: Eukaryota; Metazoa; Chordata; Mammalia; Rodentia; Muridae
Gene: Npy1r
Product: neuropeptide Y receptor Y1
Biological process (GO): G protein-coupled receptor signaling pathway
Cellular component (GO): plasma membrane; membrane
Molecular function (GO): neuropeptide Y receptor activity; G protein-coupled receptor activity
Source: RefSeq, a predicted model, not a curated record
CUGAGAACAAAUCUGACUCAAAUGCAUUUUCUUAGUGAGGAGGAAAAAGGCUCAAAGGCUCUCAACGGAGAUCGCUACUUUGGCUUUUUAAAGGACUUCUUUUUGUUCUCUUAGACUGGGGGAAGUAACUUCUCGGUACUGGCGUGCGGAAUAGUUGAGCGUCACAAGAGCAGCGGCAAACCCAUUAGCGGAGGCUUUGCGGUGAAGUGCAUCCAUCCCCCUUCCCGUAAAUAAGCUCUCCCCUUCAUUCUUGACUAGGGCUUAAAGCUCGGACUCUCGGAGGAAAAGGACUUCGCCACAAGAUGGCACUGACCUGCAGACAAAGGAAAUAGCGGUGGCAUUGACUUUUAAAACAGGCUUGUAAAUGCGCCUUCCCUGAGUCAAGGACUAGUGGGGUGAGAGCUCUGUGCGUUCGGGUCUGACAGUGUGGCUUACGUUUAUCUGCUUUUCUUUCCAGAAUUCCUAGGCAACGCACAUCCGAGGGUUUGAGCAGGAGAAAUACCAACAGAUCUUUCUUCCCUCCAGUGACACUCGUCCCGCUUCAACACAGGCGAACAGACGGAUUCUUUAAAAGAGUAUUCAGUUCAAGGGAACGAAGAAUUGAGAAUUAUUUUUGGUGAAUGGAUUCAAAUAAAUGGAAUAAGAGACAGCUGAAGAUCUGAUCCAUUUCGAAGAACCCUAACAGUCCAUUUGUCUAAUCCAUAACAACAAAACGUAAAAAAUGAAUUCAACUCUGUUCUCCAGGGUUGAAAAUUACUCAGUUCACUAUAAUGUCUCAGAGAAUUCUCCAUUUCUGGCCUUUGAGAAUGAUGACUGCCACCUGCCCUUGGCUGUGAUAUUCACCUUAGCUCUUGCUUAUGGGGCUGUGAUUAUUCUUGGGGUCUCUGGAAACCUGGCAUUGAUCAUAAUCAUCCUAAAACAGAAAGAGAUGAGGAAUGUCACCAACAUUCUGAUCGUGAACCUCUCCUUCUCAGACUUGCUGGUCGCAGUCAUGUGUCUCCCGUUCACCUUUGUGUACACACUGAUGGACCACUGGGUCUUCGGGGAGACCAUGUGCAAACUGAAUCCUUUUGUGCAAUGCGUCUCCAUUACAGUAUCCAUUUUCUCUCUGGUUCUCAUCGCUGUGGAACGUCAUCAGCUAAUCAUCAACCCAAGAGGGUGGAGACCAAACAAUAGACAUGCUUACAUAGGCAUUACUGUCAUUUGGGUACUGGCGGUGGCUUCUUCUCUGCCCUUCGUGAUCUAUCAAAUUCUGACUGAUGAGCCCUUCCAAAAUGUAUCACUUGCGGCGUUCAAGGACAAGUAUGUAUGUUUUGACAAAUUCCCGUCAGACUCUCACAGGCUGUCUUACACGACUCUUCUUCUGGUGCUGCAGUAUUUUGGCCCACUCUGUUUCAUAUUCAUAUGCUACUUCAAGAUAUACGUUCGCUUGAAAAGGAGAAACAACAUGAUGGACAAAAUCAGGGACAGUAAGUACAGGUCCAGUGAGACCAAACGAAUCAACGUCAUGCUGCUCUCCAUCGUGGUCGCCUUCGCGGUCUGCUGGCUGCCCCUUACCAUCUUCAACACUGUGUUCGACUGGAAUCACCAGAUCAUUGCCACCUGCAACCACAAUCUGCUGUUCCUGCUCUGCCACCUCACGGCCAUGAUCUCCACCUGCGUCAACCCCAUCUUUUAUGGAUUCCUGAACAAAAAUUUCCAGAGAGACUUGCAGUUCUUCUUCAACUUUUGUGACUUCCGGUCUCGAGACGACGACUACGAGACUAUAGCCAUGUCUACCAUGCAUACGGACGUGUCCAAGACUUCUUUGAAGCAGGCAAGCCCGGUUGCAUUUAAAAAAAUCAGUAUGAAUGACAAUGAAAAAAUCUGAAGCUGCUGAGAACAUACGGUCCCAGGCUACAUCUGUGGAAAAACAAGCACAGCCUGUCACAUGCUUUCAUUACCUGUGCUCCCAGGGAAUGGAUUGAGGCAGGUUUGGAAAGUCCAGGACAUCCUGUGUUGGGUUUUACUGCUUUUGUGAUGGUUGCCGUGAUUACUUGGCAAUCUAGAUUACUUUGUAAUCUAUCUGGCAACAGUUUUGACCAGACUCUGUGUGUGUGUGUGUGUGUGUGUGUGUGUCUGUCUGUCUGUCUGUCUGUGGGUAUGUGUGUGAAAUUAUCCAUAACAAGGAGUCUUAUAUCGUAUUUAUUGGAGUGAAUUUGUCUGAAGUAAUGUCAUGAGCUCACUUCAAAAGCAGUACCUACCUGAUAUUCUCAAGAUAAUUAGAUUUUCAAGAUCAGAUGAGAUUUCCAAGACCUUGGACUACCUUCAUUCCAUGCUAGGCAUUAUGUUAGUCUGUUACAAGGGUGACAGUAUACAAAAGUCACCUUUUAGGAUGUGCCGGAGCCAAAAGAGAGUCUGAAGUCAUUUGGCAGUAUCUUUUUUCUCUCUCUCUUUUUGAGAGGUCUAGAUUUGUUAUUCAGCUACAAUUGAGUCUUGCUUAAGAUAAAUAAGAAGGCGGCUUUCAGCUGUGUAUAUAUCCGGGCGUUAGGCCAUUCACAAGAAUGAAGUGGCAAAGCAGGUCGCUGAUUUCAAAAUUCCUCUGACAACCAAAGCAUUAAUUAGUCAUUUAAUAUGUAAACUAGUCUUGCUACAGAUAGAUAAAUUGCAUCCAAAGGACUUGAUCAUCAAGAGGUUUUUGCAUCGCUCAUCAGAGCAUUCAGCACCAUCAAGCUUUCUUGCGCAAGCACGUGACUCUGAGAGCAUUUCUAACUCAUACUGCAUAGAAACAUAAGAUGCGUUUUCCAUACAACAGUGCCUGCAUAGUAACUAGUGUUUAACUCUCACCAUUUAUCCUUCAUGGCAGAUGACACAUGGACAAUGUUUAUGUAGGUACCCUCAUCGAACUGGUAACUGUUCCUAAAAAUGUCAUGUGGCCAGCCCAUCCUAAUUUGUAUAAACUGUAUAACGUGUGGAGUUUUAUAAUCAUAUACUAUUAUAUCAUAGAAUACUGAGUAGCCCUGUAAUAUUAAUAUAUUUACUUUCACAUAUCUUGUAAUCAUGAUUUAGACUCAGAAAAGAUACUUUGAAGAACAAGAGAGUUUCAAUGUAUUAUAUAAAAAUGUUGCCUGUAUGUGAUUUUAGAAGGGCAAACACUUUCUGUAUUAAAACUGGGCUUUUUCAGAGGA